AACCGUCAAUAUGUAUCUCUUUACGUGUACUUUGGUACUAUUAGCUAUAGGUGCUUCUUUUAUCGAGGCUGUAAAGUCUCCAACAUUUAGUAAUGUUUAUACAGUGAAGGGAACAUUGUAUAUUCCUUAUGCCGAAAUUCGGGAACCGUUUUAUGCAUGGUACGAUGGCACUAGUGGAUCUAGUAGAAUAGAUUAUUACGGAGGAAUGGUUAAGACUUUCCAAUUGUCAAAUAAAGGAUCGUACGGAAAAAGUUUGAAGAUUGUUCCGAUCACCACAGAAUUAGCUACCAACGACGAAACAUGUCUCGAAGUCAAUGGUACUAAAGAAUUCAAAAUUCAACCCCAAACUAUUAUUCCUGACACAACCGGAAUGGAGUGUAUCGGAGAAGAAAUGGUAAAUGGAGUGAAAUGUGAGAAAUGGCAAAUGAUACAAGAAAUAGGGGAGAAAACAAACAAAUAUACUCUUUGGAUACAAUAUCAGAAAUCACCACGAGCGCCAGGAUUACUGGAACCAAUUCCUGUGAAAUACGAAAUGAGAGGAUUCAACAGCCUUUUAGGCUCGCAUUAUGAUCAUUAUUAUUUAAAUUAUGACUGGUAUACGUUCCAAAAGCCUAAUUCCGAAGUAUUCGAGAUUACAGAAAAUCUAACAUGUGUCAGUUUCCCCGGACCUGGAGAAAAACACAUAUACACGUUUAAUCCUAUGCGCGAGUUUGUUCACAAUUACGAUGCUCAUGUGAACGAAGCUUUCGAAGGUUUCAAGAAAGCCCAUAGCAAAGACUACGCGAGUGAAGUUGAGCAUCAUACGCGCAAGGAAGUAUUCAGGCAAAAUGUAAGAUUUAUCCAUUCUACCAAUCGUGCUAACAAAGGUUAUCAGCUGGACAUUAAUCGCUUGGCAGAUCGUACCGAGUUAGAGUUAAAGGCCUUACGUGGCAAACAAUAUACCAAAGGUUACAAUGGAGGACAGCCGUUCCCUUAUAAUGUUGCACGGGAACAGGAAAACAUUCCGGAGUCUAUAGAUUGGAGGUUAUACGGUGCUGUUACUCCUGUUAAAGAUCAAUCUGUUUGUGGUUCCUGCUGGAGUUUUGGUACGACUGGUGCUGUGGAGGGUGCAUAUUAUAUGAAGUAUGGCAGAGUGCCACGUUUGUCUCAACAGGCGCUUGUCGAUUGUUCAUGGGGCUAUGGAAAUAAUGGAUGCGACGGUGGUGAAGAUUUUAGAGCAUACCAAUGGAUUAUGAAACAUGGAGGGCUGCCUACCGAAGAAGAUUAUGGUGGUUACCUUGGCGAGGAUGGUUAUUGUCACAUAGAUAAUGUUACAUUAACAGCCAAGAUUACUGGUUACGUAAAUGUUACGGAAAAUAAUCCUGAUGCUAUGAAACUUGCCGUUGCAAAACAUGGUCCGAUCUCAGUAGCGAUUGAUGCGUCUCAUAAAACUUUCUCAUUCUACUCUCACGGCGUAUAUUAUGAGGAAACUUGCGGCAAUACGGAGGAAACACUGGACCACGCCGUUUUAGUAGUAGGUUAUGGUAAACUGGAUGGAAAGGACUAUUGGUUGGUGAAGAAUUCGUGGUCUAAUUACUGGGGCAACGAUGGCUACAUUCUUAUGUCUCAAAAAGAUAAUAAUUGCGGAGUAAUGACAAAUCCAACAUACGUUACUAUGUAAAAAAAACUUGAAACAGUUUUUUUUUUUAUUCUUAUGUUUUAUAAUAAUAACUAUACGAAGGAGAUAUCUAUAUGAAGAGAGACACUUGGAUUAUUUGGGAGUUUUAAAUUAAAAAUCAAUGUUGUAUGUUGCACUACUUAUAAGAUACAGUUAUGUACAAAAAUAUAAUGCAAACGAGUAGAAUAAAAUAAUUUUUUUUAAAUAAUACGAAGAGUAUAUAUAAAAGUACAACUAAAUCGAAGCUCGCGUCUUAACGUCUUCGAAAGUAUUGAAAACGAGUGUGAUAUAAACAUAAACAAAAUGAUUUUUAUUGAAAUAAUUUUAUGAAAUUCGCAGCAUGAAAGCGCUAUAUAUCGUAAACUUUUUUCUUUUUUUUAAUACCGUUUACUAAAAACAUCUAUAUAACAAAGGAUGUACAAAUGCGACGAAAUGUUUCUAGCAGAAAUUCAGUUGACUAUAUAAAAAUGAAUUUUACACAUCACGAAGUGCUUCUCGUUCACUUCAUUUGAAAAGCAUAAACAAACUUUUGGAUAUCUACGUGUAUAAUGUUGUAGAAUUACGCUGUCAUAUUGUGGUACAAAAUUAGUAUUGGUUAUUGUGCUUAAAAUCUCAUAAUGGAAUUAAAUUGACAACUAUAUAUAAAAAUAUAUAUAAUUUCAAUAGGCACAGUUCACUUAAUACAGUUGCAUAGUUUGUUCUAAAAUUAUACAUACACUCAAAUAAAAUUCAUAUCGCUGUGCGUUCAGUACAAAAUUGAAUACAUAAACAAAGGAAUGUUUGUAAAUCAAAGCGAAACAAUGAUUACAGUUUUUUCCGAAA
This is a messenger RNA of Megalopta genalis, 2479 nucleotides long. It is a transcript of the gene 26-29-p, whose product is annotated as C1 family peptidase 26-29-p. NCBI's taxonomy places the organism in Eukaryota, Metazoa, Arthropoda, Insecta, Hymenoptera, Halictidae. Gene Ontology annotation, molecular function: cysteine-type peptidase activity. The record is from RefSeq and is a predicted model, not a curated record. Gene Ontology annotation, biological process: proteolysis.